Molecule: messenger RNA, 1350 nt
Organism: Acanthosepion pharaonis
Lineage: Eukaryota; Metazoa; Mollusca; Cephalopoda; Sepiida; Sepiidae
Source: the annotation of a GenBank genome assembly
AUGAAAUAUGAUGAAAUUAUUGAAGAUGUUGGCGGUUGUGGAUUAUAUCAAAAGUUUAUUCUGACUUUUUUAUACAUUCUAUCCGUGUUAGAUGGCCUGCAGUUCGGUAGUUUAGUGUUUAUCGCACCAGAAAUAAAUCAUAGAUGUGCUAUUCCUGAUUUACCAAACGACACCUACGAAGUCCAAGAUACAGACCACGCCGAUCUGAUCAAAGCCUAUAUUCCACAGUACAUAGAAGAUGGAGAGCGCAAAUAUAACAAUUGUUAUUUCUACAGCAAUGAAACAUUAGACAGUAACGGAACAAUGCUUGCAUGUAAUUCUUGGGUUUAUGACAAAUCACAGUAUCAGACAUCAGUUACCAGUGAUAUGAACUUGGUAUGCCAUCGUGCAAUUUUCACUAGUCAUGUGAAGACCGCCUAUUUUGUCGGAGCGUUUAGCAUGUUUUUGAUUGGCGGAUGGAUUUCAGAUAAGUUUGGACGUAAAAUCACAAUAGCUUCAUGCGUUCUUACUGAAGGAAUCAGUGCUUUGGUGAGUUCACAAGUAACCAACGCUUAUCUAUUUCUAUUCACCCGAUUUUUAGUGGCCAUCGGAGGUGCUGGAUGUUUUGGUACGAUCCUUGUAUAUGUAACAGAAAUUAUAUCCAUAAAAUAUCGAUCUCGACCGCCACUGGCACUAUAUUUUGGAUUUCCUAUUGCUUUUAUUUUCAUGUCUCUAAUCGCGUACUUUAUAAGAGUUUGGAGACUGUUAGUGAUCCUCAUCUCAGUACCAUUUAUACUACUGGCCUUAUUAAUGAUAUGGAUUGUCCCAGAGUCGCCCCGUUGGUUGAUGAGUGUAAAGAGAAAGAAACAAGCUGGGAAAAUCUUAAAUAAAAUGGCGGAAAUAAACAAGUGUAACUUUCGUUAUGAACCGGAACAUGAAAUAGACAUCUCUAAAAGCAAUGGCACAACCGUCAAAGUAUGGAAAAUUUUCACUGUUCGAGCUCUUCUGAAAAAGACUUUAAUUUUUAUGCUCGGCUGGGGAAGUAUAAUAUUCGUUUACUACGGAUUGACUCUGAACAUUGGUGUCCUGGCGGCUCUUUACACCUGCGAACAUUACCCAACAUGCAUUCGAAAUUCAUCAGUGGGAUUUUUCGGUGGUUUUGCGGAGUUUGUGAGCAUUCUUUCACCCUACAUUAUGGGCGUGUCAACUUUGGUUCCUGGCCGACUUGGUAAAAGUCUCCCUUUGAUGUUGAUGGGAAUUGCAUGCUUCGUGUCUGGGAUUUUUAUUAUCUUUCUUCCUGAAACAACUAACAAACCGAUGCAGGAUACUAUGGAUGAGGUGAUGAAUAACAAACAUAUAAACAACAAGUAA